This is a messenger RNA of Pseudopodoces humilis (Tibetan ground-tit), 2395 nucleotides long. It is a transcript of the gene PPP1R9B, whose product is annotated as protein phosphatase 1 regulatory subunit 9B. Gene Ontology annotation, molecular function: actin filament binding. Lineage: Eukaryota; Metazoa; Chordata; Aves; Passeriformes; Paridae. Gene Ontology annotation, cellular component: cytoplasm; postsynaptic density; actin cytoskeleton. Gene Ontology annotation, biological process: calcium-mediated signaling; neuron projection development; actin filament organization. The record is from RefSeq and is a predicted model, not a curated record.
AUGCUGAGGACCGAGGCCGGCGGGGCCGGGGGGUCCCCCUCGGCCGGGGGCGCGGCGGGGGCCGGGGGGCUGCGCAGCGCGUCCCCGCACCGGAACGCCUACGAGGCCACCAUCCAGGCCCUGGCGCCCACAAAGGAGGCCGAUGGCGAGGACGGCAAGAAGAGCCGCGGGAAGAAGUAUGGCUCCAACGUGCAUCGGAUCAAGAACAUGUUCCUGCAGAUGGGGACGGCGCCCGGCCCCGAGGGCGCCUGCGACCUGGCCAAGGCCAAGGAGAAGCCGGUGCGCCUGUCCCUGCCCCGAGCCGGCAGCCUCGGCGACAGCGUGGACCAGGGCAGCCUCCUCAAGCUGGGCACCAGCGUCUCGGAGCGCGUCAGCCGCUUCGACUCCAAGCCCGACAAACCCUUCUCCAAGCUGCAGGAGACCCGCAAGAUCUUCGAGAGGAGCCCGCAGGAGAAGGCCACCACCACCAAGCUGCUGCUGCGCAAGGAGCGCGCCGGCUUCCAGGACCGCAAGCUGGACGUGGUGGUGAGGUUCAACGGCAGCACCGAGUCCCUGGACAAGCUGGACGCGGACGCCGUGUCGCCCACCGUGAGCCAGCUCAGCGCCGUCUUCGAGAAGGCCGACCUGAGGAACAACCUGCACAAGGCGCAGGGCAGGGCCGCGCCGCUCAACGCCAAGGUGGUGGCCAAGAGGCCCAGGGUGUUCGCGCCCGGAGCAGAGACCGCACGCCCGGGCGAUGGCCACGCCGCCCCGGGCCGGGCACGGCCGCCCGACGAGGAGAAGGCGGCGGGGAAGAGCGGGCGGCCGGCGGAGAAGGAGGCGGCGGCCGCGCCGAGGGUGCAGGAGGUCUGCAAGAUCAAGCCCGUGGAGGUGGAGGAGAGCGGAGAGGGCGAGGAGGAGGAGGAGGAGGCGGCGGCAGUGGCGGGUGAAGCGGUGCCCGCGCCACAACCGGCCAAAGGGGACGAGGGUCCGGCGGCCGCAGCCCCCCGGCUGGACGGGGGCUCGGGGGUGGCCGCGGGCGAGGAGGGCGUCAAAGGCGAGCGGGCGGAGGAGGGCGAUGGCUCCGAGGAGGCCAAGAAGGAGGACUUCUCCGAGGCGGACCUGGUGGACAUAAGUGCCUACAGCGGGCUCGGGGAGGACUCGGGGGGCAGCGGGCUGGAGGAGGAGGAGGAGGCCGAAGGGCUGUACGAGCCCGAGUCGGGCUGCGUGGAGAUCCCGGGGCUGUCCGAGGAAGAGGAGCCCGUCCCCAACCGCAAGAUCCAGUUCAGCACGGCCCCCAUCCAGGUGUUCAGCACUUACUCCAACGAGGAUUACGACCGCCGCAAUGAGGACGUGGAUCCCAUGGCGGCCUCGGCCGAGUACGAGCUGGAGAAGAGGGUGGAGAGGCUCGACCUGUUCCCCGUGGAGCUGGAGAAAGACUCGGAAGGGCUCGGGAUCAGCAUCAUCGGGAUGGGCGCGGGGGCCGACAUGGGCCUGGAGAAGUUGGGAAUCUUCGUCAAGACGGUGACGGAAGGCGGGGCGGCGCACCGGGACGGCAGGAUCCAGGUGAACGACCUGAUCGUGGAGGUGGACGGCACCAGCCUGGUGGGGGUCACGCAGAGCUUCGCCGCCUCCGUGCUCAGGAACACCAAGGGCCGCGUCCGGUUCCUGAUCGGGCGGGAGAAGCCGGGCGAGCAGAGCGAGGUGGCGCAGCUGAUCCAGCAGACGCUGGAGCAGGAGCGGUGGCAGCGGGAGAUGAUGGAGCAGCGCUACACCCAGUACACCGAGGAUGACGAGGAGACCGGGGAAUACGCCACGGACGAGGAGGAGGAGAUGAGCCCCAUGUUCCCCAGCGGGGAGAUGGCCAUCGAGGUGUUCGAGCUGGCCGAGAACGAGGACGCGCUGUCCCCCGUGGAGAUGGACCCCGAGAAGCUGGUGCACAAGUUCAAGGAGCUCCAGAUCAAACACGCCGUGACCGAGGCUGAGAUCCAGCAGCUCAAGAGGAAGCUGCAGUGCCUGGAGCAGGAGAAGGCGCGCUGGAGGGCCGAGAAGGCCCAGCUGGAGCAGAGCGUGGAGGAGAACAAGGAGCGCAUGGAGAAGCUGGAGGGGUACUGGAUGGAGGCGCAGAACCUGUGCCAGGCCGUGGACGAGCACCUGAAGGAGACCCAGGCCCAGUACCAGACCCUGGAGCGCAAGUACAGCAAGGCCAAGCGGCUCAUCAAGGAGUACCAGCAGAAGGAGAUCGAGUUCCUGAAGAAGGAGACGGCGCAGCGGCGGGUGCUGGAGGAGUCGGAGCUGGCGCACAAGGAGGAGAUGGAGAAGCUGCAGGAGAAGAUCUCCGAACUGGAGGCCAAGCUGCAGACUUUGAAAAAUUCCAACCCGACCUAAACCACCCUCAAACCGCAGCGAUUCCGGC